Molecule: messenger RNA, 1867 nt
Organism: Cannabis sativa
Lineage: Eukaryota; Viridiplantae; Streptophyta; Magnoliopsida; Rosales; Cannabaceae
Exons: 5
Coding region: 1-1854 (617 amino acids)
Source: RefSeq, a predicted model, not a curated record
AUGACGAAAGUAUCACCUAUGAAGAAAGCGCGAAGAGCUUCAUCAAGUCGUCAUCGUGGUGGAAAAAAGAAUGUUGUUUUUCAGGAUGUAGGUCCUGAAAAAUUUUCUUCUGAUGAUUCUCGCAUCCAUGUUACAUGUCAUUGGCACGGUUUUAAUUGUAUAAAAGAGUUUCUAAGCGAUUUACAGCUACAAAAGUUGAGAGAGUCAUGUUUUGGGUAUCUUUUUGAUUUGGAUGAAUCUCUCAAACCAGCACAAAUGAUUAUGCACUCUCUCUUACUUCAUCAAGAGUGCAAUUCUAAUGGGAAUGAGCUUCAAUUAAGUUUUAACAGCAGCAAAGUGAAGUUCAGUAUUGUUGAGUUUGGCAUCAUUACAGGGUUGAAUUGCAAUGAAUUUCCCACAGAUUCUGAUAUCAUUGAGCACCCAAAUCGAUUACUCAACAAGUACUUUUCUGGCAAUGAAUCCAUUAGCAGAAAAGAGUUGGCAGAAUGUCUUAUGAAAACCCGAAUUGAUGAUGAUGAUGAUGUUGUAAAAUUGACAAAGGUUUUCAUUGUGCAGAAUAUUUUACAAAGUAAGCGUGGCCAAUGUCAUGUAGACAAUUUUGUUAUGAAGUUGGUUGAUGAUGAACAAAUGUUUGAAAAGUAUCCUUGGGGUCGUCGUUCUUUCAAUGACACAGUUAACAGUCUUUCUCCUGUUUUGAAUCGCCGAAAAACGGGAUAUGAGAUAUGUGGAUUCCCGUUAGCUUUUCAAGUUUGGGGCUUUGAAAUUCUUCCAAGUUUAGGUUCAUCUUUUGCAAUUAAGGUUGGAAAUAACAUUCCUAAAAUUUUAAACUGGAAGAUGACCAACUUGCAGCGUAGCUCACGCUUGAAAACAAUUUGGAAAGAAGUUUUCGGAAAAAAUAAGAUUACUUGUGUUCCUUUGGCUCCUGUGGAUGAUAAUAGAAGUACAACCGCUGAGCAAAUUGGAUUAAAUCACGACUCUUCUAGUCCAAGAAUGAAUGAUAGAAGGACAAAUUUGCAAAAAGAGAUUGAAGUAAAUCAUCAUUCUUCUAGUCUAAAAAUGAAUAAAGAUGAACACACCAUUUUGUUAAAGGAUUUAAUGAAAGAGAGUGCUUCUCUUAAAGCAUUAAAUGUUGAGAUUAGAGAAGAAAAUGUCGAAAUUAAGAAAGAAAAUGCUGAAAUCAGAGAAAAAAUUACUGAAAUAACAAACGAGAAUUGUGGAUUAAAAGAUGAAAUAGCUGCCGUGAGAAAACAAGUUGAUGUGUUCAUGCAAUAUUUUACAGAUCUUCUCGAGUUGAAGACAAGUUUCAAAAAUAUUGAGAAACUUGUAUUAUGGUUAGCGGAGAAUGGUGGUGCAGAGAAGAGAACUUGUGGAGAAAAAGAGAAUGCUAAAGAAAGCAGCGAAGAUCUUGUCUUUUUGAAUGAAAGUAAAAACACUUUUUCCCGAAGGAAUUUUCACGAGUGCACAAAUGAAUUGAAAUCUAGUAAUACUGUUUUUAGCGGUCCAGAUUGUCAUCCUAAUGUUGCAGAGAUUUUAAAGGAUUCUAAUGUAAAAAUUCAUCAAAUGAAAGAAGGACAACAAGACAAGGAAGCAAAUGAGGGAUCUAGAAGCAUGGAUCAUGUCAAUGAUGAAGAUAAAGAAGUUGUAGAGGCAAACAAAAGUGGAAAAGCAAUAAUUGAGAGCGAUGAUGAUAUUCCAACCUUCAAUCUUUUAUCUCAAUCAUUUUCGGAAAAUGAAAAUGAGCCGUUGUGUGAAACAUUGAAGGUGUUACGUAGUAAAAGAAAGAGGAAGACAACCUUAAGCCGCUAUCUUAUUUCUCCAUUUGAGCCAUUGAAUAAACCAAAGGGCGCAAGAUAACGUGAUCACUAAA